Protopolystoma xenopodis is the source of this 600-nucleotide messenger RNA. The record is from the annotation of a GenBank genome assembly. NCBI's taxonomy places the organism in Eukaryota, Metazoa, Platyhelminthes, Monogenea, Polystomatidea, Polystomatidae.
AUGGCCAGUGACCUAACGCCCGAUAGCAAACAGCUUCAACCGCAUAGCCAUUCUGCGACUAAGGGCGAAAUAGUUGUUGGGGUGGCUAAAACCCCCGUCAGUGACAGUGUGGCAAACGUUGGGAGCUCUGAAGGUGUUAAUCUUCACAAGUUGGACCACAAGAGUUUCGAGAUUGCCGAUUCGGCUGGAGUGGAAGUGGGAGAUAGGGCUGGACACCACCAAGGAAUAUCAGUGGAAUCGGAUAUCGAAAUUAAAAAUAAAGGAGGACUUGAGGAGGGAAUAGAAAAUAUGGAGACUAAGACAAGGCCUAAUGGAGAGGAUUCAGAUAUUUUAUUGGAGGUGGAAUCGGCUGAAGAAGAUGAGGAAGGGAAGAGUGGACGUAUUGACGAUAAAGAAAAGUGGUAUAAAGCUUCAGAACAGCCAAAAAGUCAGCAUCAACAACCAGCCAGGCGCUUGGCGGAACCAACUCUAGUCAUACCUGAUCUAAGGGCUCUUGCUAACCGGCUCUCUAUUCGGUUCGGCCGAAAUUUUAAAUUCCAAGGCGGCCCAGGGCACCAGGAUGGCGUAUUCUCCUUCGUUCUUAUGGUAAGUCUUCAAUAG